AUGAGUAAACCCAUCAAUGUAUACAGCACGCCUGAUUUGCGUCAAACCCUGGACGAAGCUCUUCCUUCAGCAUUUGAAAGGCUUGGAUAUGCACAAUCCUUCAAACUUAUCGAUACAAAAUUAAUUAUAGGCUAUUCAAUAGCGCUCGUGGCGGGCAUCUCAUUUUUGCUGGACAAGAAACUGAAGUUCGAAGAGUCACUACUCUAUCAAAAGAUUUUAGUGGCUCUGUAUGCGCUGCUAUCGGGUAUGUUUUGGUAUUUCAAUAAGUAUGUGGAAAAGGGCGUCAAAUACAACGGCUCUUCCGCGGACAAAGCAAUUUCUGUGGUUACCAAAAUGGAGAAAUAUAGCUACGAUUACCAGGUGACUAUUAAUGAUAGUAAGGGCCGCUCGACGACUUCCAAAUUGUUGGCCAAUACAGUCUUUAAUGAAGCGGGUUAUUUGCAAUCGGACAAGUUGUUCAAGUGGCUAGAGGAGCGGCUAGAUGCACUUGUGAAAAAAGCUAAUUGA
Messenger RNA from Lachancea nothofagi CBS 11611, 507 nucleotides. NCBI's taxonomy places the organism in Eukaryota, Fungi, Ascomycota, Saccharomycetes, Saccharomycetales, Saccharomycetaceae. The record is from the annotation of a GenBank genome assembly.